AUGAUUGCGUCCGAAGCGCCGCGCAGUUUCCCGAGGAACCGCCAACAGAGAAGGCGACACGUGGUAGACAAGACGGGAUGUCAGACGGAAAGAGAAAACUCGAACUCCACACGCCUGCGAGCUGAGGGUUCCGAAUCUCGAGGAAACUUUUCAACUUCUCCCAACCACCCUGAGCGAAGAUCUUCACGCGCUGGCCCGAGGUAUUAUUUGAGCCGAACCCAAACUCCGAAUGCAAUCCGCCGAUGCCGAUCAACGCUCAGUUCGACUCGACGGACUACGGGGGGGCAACUGUUAAUGGUGGGUUUGCACCAAACCCUAUCAAAGGCCCACCACAACUAA
Molecule: messenger RNA, 339 nt
Organism: Microthlaspi erraticum
Lineage: Eukaryota; Viridiplantae; Streptophyta; Magnoliopsida; Brassicales; Brassicaceae
Source: the annotation of a GenBank genome assembly